AUGAUUACUGCCCCAGGAACUAUCUAUGGGACAUCUUUUGGGCAGAGAUAUGUUAGUGUAGAAGGUAAAUAUAUCGCCUUUGAUUUAGAAAAUAGACUUAUUUUAGAAUUAAGUUCAAAUCCAGAUAAAAAAUAGUUCUGGUAAUUUGGAAAAGAAGGACAUUAAGAUAUAGUCAGAGGUGGUAUUUAUAAAAUAAAAUAAAAAGAAUUUUAAAAAAAUCUGAUUAAACUUGGUCCAUAAUAUUGGAAAUUUAAAGGCAUUGAAAAAGACUGGAUUGAAUAAAAAAUUCAUGAUAUAGAAGGAAGAUGGACUAAGUAAGUGUUUUUAGAUAAUAAAGAAGUAAUUUGGGAUGCUUUCAGACCUUAACCGCCUAAAAUUUAAAUAGAAGAAGCUUCUUUACCCAGUGAUAGUUGGUUUAGGGAAGAUUUAAUUGCGUUAAGGGCUGGAAAUUUCGAUUAGGCAUAAGAAAUGAAGGAAUUAUUGGAAAAUAUUUAAAGAAAUGAUAAAAAAUUAAGAAUGAAAAAAUUGUAAAAAAAUUGA
Messenger RNA from Ichthyophthirius multifiliis, 540 nucleotides. Its product is annotated as PH domain protein. Gene Ontology annotation, molecular function: sterol binding. Gene Ontology annotation, cellular component: cytosol; intracellular membrane-bounded organelle; membrane. The record is from RefSeq and is a predicted model, not a curated record. Lineage: Eukaryota; Ciliophora; Oligohymenophorea; Hymenostomatida. The transcript has a single exon.